AUGGCGGCGUCCCCGUCCGCCUCCAUCCUCCGGGGCCCCCCGUCCGGCCCGUCGCCUCCCUCGCUCACCGGGCAGCGCGGCUGGAUGGCGAGGCCCGGCCCGGCCUCUCCUUCGGCCCCGGCUGCUCGCUGCCUCCGCCUCCUGCGGCCGCUCCCGGGCCGGCAUCGAGCGAGCCCAGCCCGCCAGCAGGAGGAGCAGGAGGGCGGCGGCGGAGGCGGAGAACGGGGCGGGCGCUGA
Messenger RNA from Podarcis lilfordi (Lilford's wall lizard), 237 nucleotides. Lineage: Eukaryota; Metazoa; Chordata; Lepidosauria; Squamata; Lacertidae. The record is from the annotation of a GenBank genome assembly.